This is a messenger RNA of Caenorhabditis angaria, 1192 nucleotides long. NCBI's taxonomy places the organism in Eukaryota, Metazoa, Nematoda, Chromadorea, Rhabditida, Rhabditidae. The record is from the annotation of a GenBank genome assembly.
AUGAGAACUUUCUUGCUGUUCGCUUUUAUUUUGGCCGCCUGGUUGAGUUUUGCUGACGCAAAAUUGCAAAAUGUCACUGUCAAAGGAGUCGCAGUUUGUAACAAGAAGCGUUUGGCGAAUGCGAAAGUCGUCUUGAUUGAUAAAGAUACUCGUGAGUUAAGCAGUCCCAAAUUUCUCUGUUUCUCUGCGUCUCUCUUUGAUUAGCAUGCAGAGGGAUAAAUAAGCAGUCCCAAAAAAUAAGCAGUCCCAAAUUCCUCUGUUUCUCUGCGUCUCUCGUUGAUUAGCAUGCAGAGAGAUAAAUAAGCAGUCCCAAAAAUAAGCAGUCCCAAAAAAUAAGCAGUCCCAAAAAUAAGCAGACACAAAAAUAAGCAGUCCCAAAAAAUAAGCAGUCCCAAAUGUCUCUGCUUCUCUGCGUCUCUCGUUGAUUAGCAUGCAGAGAGAUAAAUAAGCAGUCCCAAAAAUAAGCAGUCCCAAAAAAUAAGCAGUCCCAAAUGUCUCUGCUUCUCUGCGUCUCUCGUUGAUUAGCAUGCAGAGAGAUAAAUAAGCAGUCCCAAAAAUAAGCAGUCCCAAAAAAUAAGCAGUCCCAAAUGUCUCUGCUUCUCUGCGUCUCUCGUUGAUUAGCAUGCAGAGAGAUAAAUAAGCAGUCCCAAAAAUAAGCAGUCCCAAAAAUAAGCAGUCCCAAAUUCCUCUGCUUCUCUGCGUCUCUCGUUGAUUUGCAUGCAGAGAGAUAAAUAAGCAGUCCCAAAAAUAAGCAGACACAAAAAUAAGCAGUCCCAAAUUUCUCCGCUUCUCUGCGUCUCUCGUUGAUUAGCAUGCAGAGAGAUAAAUAAGCAGUCCCAAAUUUCUCUUUUUCUUCUCAAAUCUGAAAUUUUGCAGUUGAUCCACAUGAUGAACUCGCCUCAAUUCACACAAAUAAAGAAGGAGAAUUCGAACUUUAUGGAGAAGAAGAUGAGAUCGGCAAAAUCGAACCAUUCAUCAGAGUUCAUCACAAUUGCAACACUCAACCGGUUAGUUUUUUGAGCACAAAAAUUUUUUCAGAUUUUUUUUUACAAAAAAAAAUAAAAAAUAUAUUUUCCAGGGUUGCACACGUGUCACUGAAUACCAAGUUCCACAAGACAAAAUCGGAUCAACUUAUGAUAUGACCUAUGUUACUUUGGACAUUAUCACUCAUAAUGACAAGAAUAAUUGCUAA